AUGUUGUUUUGGUUUCAAAACAACUCUACCAACCUGUACAGCUAUACUCCUCCUUACCUGGAGAGAGAGAGUGUGUCAUUAAUUUGGGUACUUCUAUGCAGGUUAUCUAGAGUUGUAAACAUGGCAUGCAAUUCACUGUCUAUUAGCAGCUCCCCAAUGACAACACCCACCAAAGAAGUAUUGCAAGAACAUGACAGGCUUCGCCGGUCAUUUUCCGGCAAAGAUAUCGGUGAGCAAGCCAGGAUCCGGAGGUCACAUUCCGACAACCACCUCUGCUAUUCUAUCAAUCCUAUUCAUGCCUCAACAACGGAACCGAAACUCAAAACCAGCCGUUCCAUGGGGAUCUUCAAUUUCCAGUUUUCGGGUUCUAUUAUCCCCAACUCUCUUCGAUCAUUUUUAUUUGAUCCUGAUACACGUGAAGAAAUGAACAUUGUGGAAAAAGCAGUGGAGAGCGACGAAGAAGCGAUGGAGAUGGAGAAGAAGAGAGCAAACUGGAUUGAAAGACUCAUGCAAAUUCGAAGUCAUUGGAGACAAAGACAACAGGAAGAUAACAUUGAUGCUCAUGGAGAAGGCAACGAGGAGUGUGAUGGAGAUGUAGACGGUUGUGAAGUGGACUACAGUGAUGAUGAAGAGGAAGGCAAGAUGAGCCUUGAUCGUGAAACAUUCUCAAGGUUGUUGAGUCGUGUCUCUUGGUCUGAUACUAAGCUUUUCUCUCAAUUAGCAUUCCUCUGCAACAUGGCUUAUGUCAUCCCAGAGAUCGAGGUAUGUUUUGAUUGCUGCAUCAUACCUUGUUCAAGGGUUGCAUGGAUUUUUUUUUCCGAAGCUCAACCUAAGAAAUAA
Molecule: messenger RNA, 840 nt
Organism: Ilex paraguariensis (yerba mate)
Lineage: Eukaryota; Viridiplantae; Streptophyta; Magnoliopsida; Aquifoliales; Aquifoliaceae
Source: the annotation of a GenBank genome assembly